Molecule: messenger RNA, 2371 nt
Organism: Daphnia pulicaria
Lineage: Eukaryota; Metazoa; Arthropoda; Branchiopoda; Diplostraca; Daphniidae
Product: glycerol kinase-like
Exons: 14
Coding region: 354-2021 (555 amino acids)
Biological process (GO): triglyceride metabolic process; glycerol-3-phosphate biosynthetic process; glycerol metabolic process
Cellular component (GO): mitochondrion
Molecular function (GO): glycerol kinase activity
Source: RefSeq, a predicted model, not a curated record
UCUGAGCCGCUCAAGCGGAGCAUUCACUUUGUACCGAGAAGCAAUUCGUGCCUGAUAUCCGUGUCAAUCAAAGCUAAGUUUGCAAGGGCUUCUCUCCGCACGACCAGAUUUGUCACAGCAGACGAUAUUUUAUUUUAGUCUGUCGGCAAGUGACUGAUAGAAAACUAUAAAAACAUCUGGACCAGUUCAUGAUCUCAAUGGCGAGAUAAUUUCAAGGUUUUGCAAGCAAACAAUAAUUAUUCCUCGUCGGCGUCAUAUAAUCCCGUUGGAUACUACGUUACGGCCUAGCAUAGACUGAAAUGCGACGUAGUUUUUUGAAAACAGUGAUCUUGAGACUCCAGUAAAAAAAAGAAAUGGUUGGAAAAUAUGGGCCUCUUAUUGGUGCAAUUGACCAAGGGACGAGCAGCAGCAGAUUUUUAGUAUUCUCGGCGCAACGAGCAGAACUCAUUACCUAUCACCAAGUAGAAGUAAAUCAGCUCACACCUCAAGAAGGAUGGGUGGAAUCGGAUCCGAUGGAACUCCUGCAGACCGUUAUUGACUGCGUCUGCAAAACAGUGGAGAACUUGAAGAGCUUGGAUGUCGAUCCCGGAGACAUCAAAGCCAUUGGCGUUUGCAAUCAACGUGAAACAACCAUCGUCUGGGACAAGCUAACUGGAAAACCUCUUUACAAUGCCAUCAUUUGGUUGGACGCCCGUACAAAAAGCACCGUGGAAUCGAUGCUGUCAAAAGUGCAAGGCGGAAACAAGGAUUUCUUGAAGAGACAUUGUGGCCUUCCCAUCAGCACUUAUUUUAGUGCACUCAAACUCAGGUGGUUGAUCGAUAACGUCGCUGAAGUGCGCGACGCUAUUGACGAAAACCGCUGCUUGUUUGGAACUGUCGACACUUGGCUGAUUUGGAAUCUCACUGGUGGGGUCAAGGGCGGCCUGCAUCUCACUGACGUAACUAAUGCGUCUCGCACUAUGCUGAUGAAUCUGGAAACCUUAAACUGGGAUCCUUAUUUGCUCAAAUUCUUCAAUAUACCAACAUCUAUUCUUCCGGAGAUUCGAAGCUCAUCCGAAAUUUAUGGCUUCUUAACUUCCACGCCAUUAGGCGGAACUCCUAUUUCAGGCUGUCUAGGAGACCAGCAAUCGGCUUUAAUUGGCCAGCUAUGCCUUGAACCUGGACAGGCAAAGAUGACGUACGGUACUGGAGGAUUCUUGUUGUACAACACGGGCAUUGUGCCGGUGCAAUCAGAACAUGGAUUGAUUACAACCGUGGCCUAUCAAAUGGGGAAGAAUAAGCAACCGCAUUAUGCUAUGGAAGGAUCGAUAGCCGUCGCCGGUCUGGCUCUUAAUUGGUUGAAAAACAAUUUGAAUUUGAUUUCCGACUUUCAGGAAUGCGAAAAAUUGGCCUCUUCCGUAACCACCACCGGCGGAGUCUAUUUCGUUCCCGCCUUUUCGGGCCUUUACGCCCCCUACUGGAGAAUGGAUGCUAGAGGAGUCGUUUGCGGAUUGACCCAGUUUACCACCCGGGCCCAUUUGGCUCGUGCUACUUUGGAAUCUGUGUGCUAUCAAACCAAGGACAUCGUUGAAGUGAUGACUCGCGACGCUGGUGCUCAUAUGACGUCGCUGCGUGUCGAUGGUGGGAUGACGCAAAACAAUCUUUUGAUCCAGCUCCAGGCCGACAUUCUCGGCAUUCCGAUUGUGAGACCCACGAUGACGGAAACGACGGCCCUAGGUGCGGCUAUGGCAGCUGGGAAUGCCGAAGGCAUAGACGUUUGGAGCUUGGAUUCACUGGAUCAGAACAGUAUCACCAGCGAUACGUUCACUCCGGCCGUCUCCGAAUCAGACCGAGGCUCCCGUUACACUCGUUGGAAGGAUGCCGUCAAGCGGACUCUAGGCUGGGAAACGAUUCUUGACGAUGGCAUCGCUGACCCAGAACGUCGCAACCGGAUGUUGGGAUCCAUCAGUGGCACCGUUUUCCUCUUCUCCUCGUUUCUUAUCCUGGUGGCGGCCAGGCAUUAUCGAAGUACACUCAGGUAGUAGACGCACCCCUCUAUUUUUUCAAAUCGUAAAAUCCAGAUCCUUGUGCAACGGAUGUUGAAUGUUUGAGUCCUUGUUUUUUGGUCUGCGACGCCCCCAGUCAAAACAGAAAAACGGGCCGUUGGCAAAAAUAAGUGGAAUAAUACUGCCGGCAAAUGGUUGUGAUGAAAACACCAAGCUAUACAUGGUUGUUGUUGUUGUUGUUCGGUGAUUGAACAUCGAAUCUAGAAACGUCCCGCCCCCCUCCAACUUGUUGAUAGAAAAGCUAUUGUAGUCGGAUCAUUCUUUUAAAAAUAGUAAUUUUAGAUGUUUGAUUGUAGUGAUAUGAUUCAAUAAAAUUUAUGAACGAA